Messenger RNA from Cricetulus griseus (Chinese hamster), 871 nucleotides. The record is from RefSeq and is a predicted model, not a curated record. NCBI's taxonomy places the organism in Eukaryota, Metazoa, Chordata, Mammalia, Rodentia, Cricetidae.
AUUCAUGACAGAUGCUGCACGCCGAGAACAGGAGUCCCUGAAGAAGAAGAUUCAGCCGAAGCUUUCACCGACCCUGUCCAGCUCGGUGUCUCGAGGGAAUGUGUCCACUCCACCACGUCAUGGCAGCGGAAGCCUGACUCCCCCUGUGACUCCACCCAUCACUCCCUCGUCUUCAUUCCGCAGCAGCACUCCAACAGGCAGUGAGUAUGAUGAGGAGGAGGUGGACUAUGAGGAGUCAGACAGCGAUGAGUCCUGGACCACCGAGAGUGCCAUCAGCUCCGAAGCAAUCCUCAGCUCCAUGUGCAUGAAUGGAGGGGAAGAAAAGCCCUUUGCCUGCCCAGUUCCCGGAUGUAAGAAGCGCUACAAGAAUGUGAAUGGCAUAAAGUACCACGCUAAGAACGGCCACCGAACGCAGAUCCGAGUCCGCAAACCGUUCAAAUGUCGGUGUGGGAAGAGUUACAAGACGGCUCAGGGCCUGCGACACCACACAAUCAACUUCCACCCCCCGGUGUCAGCGGAGAUGAUCAGGAAGAUGCAGCAGUGACUGCUGGUCAGAACUGUGCCAAGAAACCCUCACCAGCAGCUGCUGAUUUGAAAACAGCCACCUUUUUCAGGGGAGCACUCAGCAACCCUUUAAUGAGAAAUAAUUAAAUGCAUGCUUUAAACUUUUCUGUAAUUUUGGAAUGAUGUAUCUUUGUAGAGUUGAUGAUUUUGUACAUUUGCACAUGUAAUCAUCACACCCAUUCCCAUCACUUCGAUAUAAGGUGCUAAAUGAAAAAGCUCUAGGUUCUUCAGCACAUUUUCCCCCAAACAAAAUAAAAUUAAGGGCAUGUUGCAUACUGUUUAAUCACACUGCAGUGAUGUUAACUGG